Truncatella angustata is the source of this 4029-nucleotide messenger RNA. RefSeq lists its product as uncharacterized. NCBI's taxonomy places the organism in Eukaryota, Fungi, Ascomycota, Sordariomycetes, Amphisphaeriales, Sporocadaceae. Gene Ontology annotation, molecular function: chitin binding. The transcript is spliced from 7 exons. Gene Ontology annotation, biological process: carbohydrate metabolic process. The coding region runs from base 1 to 4029 and encodes 1342 amino acids. The record is from RefSeq and is a predicted model, not a curated record.
AUGAUGAUAUCCUCAUUGGCCUCUGCCAUUGCUUUGACAGCUGUCGGGGCUCCCUCAGGGGCUCUGGCAGCUGAUUCCAGGACCAAUGGUAUUCCAAACGACAUCCUCGCCUCCCUAUCCAUCAUUACUACCUCUGGGCCUGUCUCGGGUAUGCCAACAGACCUGGCGAGUGCCCGAGCCGCGGUGCUGACUGCUAACCAUACCACACUCUUGCAACGUCAGGGGAGAGACCACUGCCCUGCAGGCUGCAGCAGUACCGGCGUUGAUACCAGUGCAUGGUCUUUGUACGGCAGCAUGGAUCGCCUGGAGAGAACAUGCAACAAGACCAUGCUCCUUAAAUUCGCCCUGUUCAACCAGAUUGAUGACCCCAGUACACACGUCUCAAUCUCUGCCUGCACAGCAAAUCUGGAAUCGUCUGGCAGCAGUGCGAGCUCUGAAAUUACCGCGACCUGUGUUGAGGGCGAUGUGCAGCAGACCGAGGUGACUUCACCGGUACGACUAGCAAGCUCGGGCGCCUCAUCAUCUGCGCACUUGGCAGAUAUCAGUAAUGCUCUGGGCCAGCUGCAGGGAUAUUCCGCACUGGCUGCUACUGCUUGCCACGAGACAAUCACCUAUGCCUAUACUGGCGAUGUUACUGUAGGCAUCUAUGCCGGCUCCGGUAUUGCCAACCAAGGUGCGCUCACUUCGGUCCUCGAGAAGCUCACCACGCAAGUGGAGAGCGAUGGUAGCGUUUCAGAGAUCCUGGUUGCCCAGCUGUGCGGUAAUUCCUCGGCUCGAUACUCGUUAGGUAUUAUGAUCAAUACCGCGGGUGACUUGGGCGCUGUUCAGCGAGGCAUACAGUCAUGGAAGAACGGCAGCUGCGUGGAACUUGGAACGCCUGCGGAGUGGCUGAUGGUGACCUACAUUGCCCCGUCCCUGCUGGACGUUGGCGGUAACACUUCGUCGGCCACCGCUACAGGCCGCGCCGAGUGUAGCACUGUUCAGGUUGCGGGCGGAGACACUUAUUUCACAGACUAUAACUCUGAAUCGAGUUUAUGUGCCAACCUGACGCCAGGCCAACACGUCUGCUGCGGCGUCGGAACACUCCCAAACUUCACGCCAGAACCGAGCGCCGAUGGCUACUGCUACACAUAUCUUGUCGAGACAGGCGACUCAUGUGCGUCCAUUGGGGCUGCUUACGACCUCACUAAUGCUGAGAUCGAGAGCUACAAUAGCGACACUUGGGGAUGGUACGGCUGCGAUGACCUACUGGCUGACUAUAACAUCUGUCUCAGUACUGGUUACCCGCCGCAGCCGGCAACUGUCCCCAACGCUGUCUGUGGUCCUCAGGUGAAUGAUACGGCGGCAGCACCGCCGGGGACCGACUUCAGCACCAUGAAUGAAUGUCCGUUGAAUGCAUGCUGCAACACCUGGGGUCAAUGUGGAACGACAAGCGAAUUCUGCACCAUUUCCGAGUCUUCCACAGGUGCUCCGGGUACGGCUGCUCCCGGCGAGAACGGAUGUAUAAGUAACUGCGGCACUGACAUUGUCACCUCUGAUGCACCUAGCGAGACGUACAACAUUGCCUACUUUGAAGCCUUCGACUGGCAUCGCUCCUGCUUGCGCAUGGGAGUCAAUAGCAUCGAUACCUCGGCAUACACUCAUAUUCAUUUCUCCUUCGUUACGCUGAAUGCGGACUACUCCGUCAAUGUCAGUGAUGCCUCCGAACAACUAUCACUCUUUAUUGGUAUGACAGGCAUCAAGAAGAUUAUCUCUCUUGGUGGCUGGUCCUUCUCCACUGAUCUUAGUACAUACAACAUCAUGAGGGAGGGCGUGGCUUCUGAGGCCAAUCGCCAAACCAUCAUCACUAACAACGUCAAUUUUCUGAACGAGCAUGAACUCGACGGUAUAGACUGGGACUGGGAGUACCCUGACGAGCCCGAUAUUCCCGGUAUUCCGGCUGGUAGCGAGGCCGACAGUACUGGAUACUUCUUGCUUCUAGAUGAGCUCAAGCAGCAGAUGCCAUCCGGUAAAACAGUGUCUAUCACGGCGCCUGCCUCUUAUUGGUACCUACAAUACUUUCCCAUUCAAGCCCUUAGCCUCGUCGUCGACUACAUCGUCUACAUGACCUACGAUCUUCAUGGGCAAUGGGACUACACAAACAAGUAUGGGAGUUCUGGAUGUAUCUCAUACGAUCAGGGCCUCGGCAACUGUCUACGGUCCCAUGUCAACCUCACCGAAACCAUCAAUGCCCUAUCGAUGAUCACGAAGGCUGGCGUCCCGUCCAACAUGAUUGCCGUUGGCGUCAGUAGCUACGGCCGCUCGUUCCAGAUGGAGACUGCAGGAUGCUGGACUGAGCAAUGCACCUACACAGGGCCCGACUCAGGGGCAUAUCCAGGACAGUGCACCAACACCGCGGGGUACAUCUCAAACUAUGAGAUCGAUCAGAUUCUCGCAGAGAACCCCUCGGCCCAGAGCCUCUGGGAUCAGAACUCGUAUUCCAACAUCGUGGUCUUCAACGACACGCAGUGGGUCGCCUACAUGGACGAUGCCAACAAGGAGACUCGCAAGGCUCUUUAUCCGGGCCUGAACUUCCUUGGUUCAGCGGAUUGGGCUGUAGACCUGCAGUCUGAGAAUGGCGAUGGCAAUGGGACCUCGGGCAAAUCGGACUCAUCCGCUCAGACCGUAUACAUUGACCCUGAUAUCUGGAGCUCGGCAACGCCACUAGUCAGUGGCCCUCCGGGUGCCACACUCAUCUGGCCGCCAAUGCCGCUGGGAAGUGCAACAACUAUCUCCUUCCCAUUAUGGACCACAACCAUCACGUACUCCAGUCUUACUUCACGCACGUCCACUCUGACCGAUGGUUCGACAUCGACGUAUCCGGCGUACGUUGAUGUGUCGUGGCUUACGGUGUUGACAAUACCUCCUGUCACAACAACGGCUAUUCCUGUAUGGGGUGUCACGCUUGAUACCAGCUCAAUUGGAGGCCCCAUCGUCCUAACAAGUUCCGUGCAACCACCCCCAUUUACUGUCAUCGUUACACCAGUGAUGAGCGGGACCACCUCCAUCAUUGGGGCCACCGAGACGACGACAAGCUCCGGGGCCGCCGUCAUUUGGGGCUCCCUGACCUACUCUCCGCCUGUGCAGACGGAGACGUUGGGUGGAAUUACAACUGUCAUUGGCGGCGUAACGUUGCCCCCAGCAGCUGUAGUUGUUACACCCAAUCCACACCCCACGACGACGCCGGAACCCGGUACCACGGACCCUAUUAUCAACUCCAACAAACCAUCCUGGACAUCGGCGGAUACGCCGAAACCCACUGCCAUAUCGGGCUGCCCUGGUUGCGGCGAGGUUUGUGUUCUAUUCUGUGACCCCGACUGUCCCUUCUGUCCCCCCGGUGUGUUCGGCAACGGCGGCGACGGCGAAGAUGGCGAUGAUGAUGAUGACGACGACGAUGACAGCAACGCCGCCUACACAAUCAUGUUUGACUCCAUGACCGAUGAGUCCUUCCCCACCGCCUUCCUCGAGCUCGCCGACCUCUCCUCCAUCUUCUCCCUAGACAUGUCCGCCGCCAUGACCGCCUUUGGCAGCACGACCCCCUCUACAACCUCAAAGACCACCACCAGCGCCACCACAACCUCCAAAGACCCGCACUACACCGAGCCGUACGUGAUGCAGGCCGUCGUGUGCAACAACGAGGACGACUUUCCGGACCACGGCGAUGUGAAUGCGGAUAACGUGGCCGCCGCGGCCGAGCAGUUUUGCACGAACCACGGGACUGACGAGACCAUCUCGGCGCCGACAAAUGGGGUGAUUAAUAGUCUGAGCGAUUAUAUUGUCGGGGGGGAUCAAAUUGGAUAUAAUAUCACCGUGUACUGGCCUGUCAACUGUGUUACAUCGGUGGACGUGCAAGGCGUCAUUGAUCCCCUUGGUAGUGGCAAGGAGGCACAGGAGUGCGAGGGUAUUCUUGAGAGUGCGUACACGAGCUGUAAUAACGGGGGCGUGGUCGGGGUAUAUUUUAGAGUUGAUCCGGAAGACAAUAGUUGUUAG